AUGUCGGAAGGUCCAGAUACGCCGCCCUUUAGCACUGUGGAUAUUAAUAACGAUAACAGGGAUGACGAAGAUCUGUUCGCGUCUGCGGUCCAGGAAGUUAGUUUGGAUUCUGAAGUGAAUGGAGCCCGUGAAGGUCUUGACAAGGUCACUAUCAGUGAUGCUCCAUCGAUCACCGCUUCACUAAGCAGCCCAAUUAUGGAGGAGAUAGCAACAGAACGCGCGAACAAUAUAAUAAUAACCGUAACAGAACCACAAAAAAUCGGUGAAGGCAUGAGUUCCUACGUCGCCUAUCGUGUGCUCACCAAGACCAACAUGCCUAUAUUCAGCAAACAUGAUUUUGCUGUGCUAAGGCGAUUCAGCGACUUCCUUGGACUACAUGAGAAGCUAACAGAGAAAUAUCUCCGGUCAGGGAGGAUCAUACCACCUGCACCUGAAAAAAGUAUAGUUGGUACAACAAAACUGAAAAUGACAUCUACACCGUCAACUGAAAACGCUAAUGGCAGCAGCGCGACAGGCAGCGUACAGUCACAGUUUGUGGAGAGGCGCCGUGCGGCCCUCGAGCGUUUCCUCAACCGUGUGGGACAACACCCAGUGCUGUGCAUCGAUCCUGAUUUCAGGGAGUUCCUUGAGUCAGACACAGAGCUGCCAAAAGCUACCAGUACCUCGGCCCUCAGUGGUGCUGGAGUGCUGCGUCUCUUCAACAAGGUCGGCGAGACAGUCAACAAGAUUACGUACCGGAUGGAUGAAUCAGAUCCUUGGUUCGAGGAGCGGUCGUCGCGCAUCGAGGCGCUGGAGGUGUGCCUGCGGCGGCUGCUGGGCGCGUGCGAGGCGCUGGCGGGCGAGCGGCGCGAGCUGGCGGCGCGUGCGCACGACGCCGCGCGCGCAUGCGCCGCGCUGUCCGGCGCCGACCCGCACGCGCCGCUCUCGCGCGCGCUCUCGCACACCGCAGACCUGCACGAGAAGAUAGAGCAUUUACGCUUGGAACAGUCAAACACCGACUUCUACGUCCUAGCCGAGCAUGUAAAAGACUACCUGGGACUUAUUGGCGCUAUCAAAGACGUCUUCCAUGAGAGAGUCAAGGUAUUCCAAAACUGGCAGCACGCCCAGAUGCAGUUAACGAAGCGGAGAGAGAACAAAGCUAAGGCAGAGCUGGCGAACAGGCCAGAAAAAAUUGAACAGUCUGCGAGUGAAAUUAUUGAAUGGGAGUCGAAAGUAGAGCGUGGACAACAAGAGUUCGAUACGAUAUCGCGCGUGAUCAAAAAGGAGUUAGAGCGAUGGGACGAGCUGCGUCUUGCCGAACUGCGAGCCGCGCUACUGCGUUAUCUAGAUGAACAUAUGAAGCACCAGGCUCAGUCGAUGCGCUACUGGGACGCGUUCCUGCCGGAGGCUCGUGCGAUCAAAUGA
Messenger RNA from Arctia plantaginis, 1404 nucleotides. NCBI's taxonomy places the organism in Eukaryota, Metazoa, Arthropoda, Insecta, Lepidoptera, Erebidae. The record is from the annotation of a GenBank genome assembly.